AUGGCAGCUACAGUUGACCCAGCUACGCGGAAGCGAGUCCUGCGAGGAAUCGCUCUCUCGCUGCUCCUGGACUUGAUCUCCUUCACAUUCUACCGUGACAGCGAAGCUCCCGCCCUCCUCACGCCCUCCUCAAUGGCGGCCCGCCGACCCUACUGCAGCGAGAUUUCGAGAUAUUCUUUCUCAUGA
Molecule: messenger RNA, 186 nt
Organism: Beauveria bassiana ARSEF 2860
Lineage: Eukaryota; Fungi; Ascomycota; Sordariomycetes; Hypocreales; Cordycipitaceae
Exons: 2
Coding region: 1-186 (61 amino acids)
Source: RefSeq, a predicted model, not a curated record